AUGCCUGGCUCCGUUCACUCCCAAGAUCCUCAAGAUCAGUCUAUGGUCGACGUUGAGCAGCCCCAAGAAGAGCUUGUUCUGGAUGAGCGCCGCAUCCUGGUGCUUCCCGGUUCCUCAGAGACUGCUGCUUCAUUCCAGUUUGAGGGAGAGGGUCACACUAUGGGCAAUGCGCUCCGAUAUGCUAUCAUGAAGAACCCUGCUGUUGAGUUCUGUGGUUACACUAUCCCCCACCCCUCUGAUGCUAAGAUGCACCUCCGUAUUCAAACUACCGAUUCAACCACUGCCCUCGAAGCCCUCAACAAGGGAUUCGCUGACCUGAUGGACCUCUGUGAUGUCGUUACUGAGAAAUUCACCGUUGCCCGGGAUCAGUUCAACGAGGAUAACAGCAACAAGAUGCAGUCUUGA
Molecule: messenger RNA, 405 nt
Organism: Penicillium malachiteum
Lineage: Eukaryota; Fungi; Ascomycota; Eurotiomycetes; Eurotiales; Aspergillaceae
Product: DNA-directed RNA polymerase core subunit RPC19
Exons: 4
Coding region: 1-405 (134 amino acids)
Biological process (GO): DNA-templated transcription
Cellular component (GO): RNA polymerase I complex; RNA polymerase III complex
Molecular function (GO): protein dimerization activity; DNA binding; DNA-directed RNA polymerase activity
Source: RefSeq, a predicted model, not a curated record